AUGAAACGGCAUUCGGAUGAACUCAUGGCGUCCGCGGACACGGUUGGAGCAUACUCCACCAAUACCAAUCGUUCACCACCUAGGUCUAGGCCUAACUUGGUAACGAUAUCUAAUGUUCAAACAAAUUUUGUUACACAAGGUAUAAAUAAUUCGAAUAUACAAUUCAAUACCGUACAGCCGUUCAGUACACCAACAAUGCCAGUCCUAGCUUUAAACGAUAAAAUACCAGGCUCACUACCUGGUGGUUCUGUAAUGCCAGCUCUUCAUACAAUACAAACACAGCAUUCUAUUCAACAGAUUAGACAGAAAGUUAUACCAUCUUCAACAAUAAUUCAACAUCAGCAACAACAAACCCAAUUUCAGAGGCUCAAGGUCGAAGAUGCUUUAUCCUAUUUGGAUCAGGUGAAAUUUAAAUUUAGUAACCACCCUCAAGUGUAUAAUGACUUCUUAGACAUAAUGAAAGAAUUCAAAUCACAAAGUAUAGAUACUCCUGGAGUGAUUACACGAGUCUCAAACCUAUUUAAAGGUCAUCCAGAACUUAUAGUAGGUUUUAAUACGUUCCUACCCCCUGGUUAUAAAAUAGAAAUUAAAAAUAAUGAACUUGGAUUUCAUGUUUCUGUAUCAAUACCACAAAGUCCUGCAAUUACGUCUUCCCAAACUAUAAUUCAUUCGACAACUCAACAUAUAAUGUCCAGCACUCCAAUAGUUACUACUCCACCAGUCACUUUGACUACCACACCUCCAGUAGUAAUUAAACCAGCUGGACAUUUACCUAUAAACCAGGUCAAUACUACUUCAGUUGUAAUAAAUCAUCAUACAGUUCAUAAUAGUGUGACACCAACUGCACCUUCUACCAGUUUUCAUCCAACACAAAUACCUUUAUCUGUAGCGAGUUUAAGCCAAGUUGCUGCUUCUAAUAUACCUCAAGUAUCGAUACCUACUACACAGGAAUCUACAAAUUCACACAAUCAACCAGUUGAGUUUAAUCAUGCCAUAAAUUAUGUGAAUAAAAUUAAAAAUCGUUUUCAAGGGCAGCCAGAAAAAUAUAAACGCUUUUUAGAAAUAUUACAUACCUAUCAAAAAGAGCAAAAAUCUCAAAAAGAUAAUAUGGUUCCAUUAACAGAAAAAACUCUAACAGAAGCUGAAGUUUAUCAGCAAGUUGCCAAAUUGUUUGAAAACCAGGAUGAUUUACUAGUUGAAUUUGGACAGUUUUUACCAGAUGCUAAAACACCUGAUGCUAAACUGGCUACAGAAACCAUUACUGUUCCCAAGAAGACUUCAGUUGUUACUAGUAUACCACCUCCUAUCAUUGUGCCUCCCGUUAAAAAAGAUGUAGUAAAUACUCCAAUUAUUAAAGAAAGUAUUAAAGAAACAAGUGUUCAAAAUAUAUCUUUAAAGAGAACUUCAUCGUUUUCAUCCAGUCAAAAUUUACCACCACCAAAAAGACCAAAAUCCCCAUUCCCAUGUUUAGGAGAUAUAUCUUAUGUAGAAGCAUAUAAGUAUGGAACAUUAACAGAUUUUGCAUUUUUUGAUCUUGUCAGGAAGUCUAUUCAUAAUUCUUCUGCUUAUGAUGAUUUUUUAAGAUGUUUAGUUUUAUACUAUAAUGAAAUUAUUUCUAAAUCAGAACUUUUAAAUUUGGUUCAACCUUUUCUUGGAAAAUAUUCAGAAUUAUUUAGACGAUUUAAAGAUUUUAUUGGAACUAGUGAAAAAAGUAAUAAUGCUACCACGGCUCCAACGGAAAACAAACUUUCUGGGCUACCACAUCUUUCAUUACUUGAUCCCGGAUCUAAUCGACAAGAUAGAUCAGCUGGUGAUCUACCUACUGAUAUAGAUUAUAGUAUAUGUAAAAGGUUAGGUGCAAGUUAUUGUGCUGUACCCUCAGAUUAUAAAACUCCCAAAUGUAGUGGUAGAACGAAAAUGUGUUUUGAAGUAUUAAAUGACACAUGGGUUUCUUUUCCCACGUGGUCUGAAGAAUCAUCUUUUGCAACCAGUCGAAAAACUCAAUAUGAAGAAUACAUGCAUAGGUGCGAAGAUGAACGAUUUGAACUUGAUCUCGUAAUGGAAAUUAAUUUGUCAGCAAUAUAUUCUUUAGAAGAAAUACUUAGGAAGACUAAUAGAAUGACUUUUGCCGAAUUAGAUAGAUUUAGAUUGGAUGAUAAUUUAGGAACUCAACCUAGUUUAAUGUCAACUAAUGUACGAGCUAUUAGAAGAUUAUAUGGAGAAAGGACAAAAGAUAUACUCGAAGGACUCAAAAUAAAUCCGGUAAACGCUAUUCCAGUAGUUUUAAAAAGGCUGAGAUCCAAAGAUGAUGAAUGGAAAGAGGCACGAAAUACCUUCAAUGAAUUAUGGAAAAAUCAAAAUGAGAAGUAUUACCUUAAAUCAUUAGAUCAUCAAGGUGUUAAUUUUAAACAAAGUGAUAUGAAAUUUCUGAGAUCAAAAUCAUUAUUAAAUGAAAUUGAAACUAUAUUUGAUGAGCGUAAUGAACAAAGUGACAACAACAAUGGUCCGCAUAUGGUGUUUUCAUAUACUGAUAAAUCAAUUAUAGAUGAUGCUGCUAAUUUGUUGAUUCACCAUGUUAAGCGACAAUCAGGUAUUAAUAAAGAAGAUAAACAAAAAGUAAAAUCACUUAUUAGAUCAUUCAUUCCUGAUAUGUUUCAUCAUCCUAGACAAGAAUUAAGUGAUGAUGAACAUGAUGGUCUACAUGAUUUUUCUAAUAAUAAUUCACCCGAAUCAUCAAAACUAUCUUUACGGAUCUCUGAAGAAAGUAAUUUAUCUGAAGUAAAAACGAUAGAUAGUGAUAAAUUAAAAGAAUAUUCUAAUAUAGAAGAAUGUUAUACACUGUUUUUCGGCAAUAACUACUGGUAUUUGUUCCUUAGACUUCAUCAUAUCCUUUGUGAUCGACUUACUCAGAUAUAUAAAAGGGCUACACAGUUACUCCAUGAUGAAUGUAUUUAUCAAGUGACUAGGUCUGAGUCUGUAGCAGCAAAACUAAAUCUGCUUCCUAAAUCAGAUAUUAUGGUGGAAGAUUACUAUCCAGCGUUACUUGAUAUGGUUAAAAAUGUUUUGGAUGGCAAUUUAGAUGCCAUUACCUAUGAAGACACGUUAAGAGAAAUGUUUAGUAUUCAUGCAUAUAUUGGAUUUACUCUUGAUAAAGUUGUUGCUUAUGCUGUUCGUCAGUUACAGAAUUUAGUAACUGAUGAAUCAUGUCAAGAAUGUUAUAAUAUAUUUCUAAAAGAAAGUAAAAAAAAUGGAACAGGAGGCCUUUGUAGUACAGCAUGUCAAAGAGUUGCUCAAGAAGCAGCAUAUCAACGUAAAGUUGAAGCAGCUUUAAAUAAAACUAAUAAUUGUUAUAAAAUAUAUAUAUAUAAAUCAAAUUGUAAAUUAACAUUUGAGUUGCUGAACAAUGAUCCAGAUGAUAAGGAUAAUGGAAAAUGGACAACUUAUGAUAAUGAACCAUUAUCGGAACCUAAUGAUGACAAACAAGAAGAAAAUCAAAGUCCUAAUAAAGAUUAA
Messenger RNA from Cinara cedri, 3513 nucleotides. NCBI's taxonomy places the organism in Eukaryota, Metazoa, Arthropoda, Insecta, Hemiptera, Aphididae. The record is from the annotation of a GenBank genome assembly.